Molecule: messenger RNA, 1448 nt
Organism: Dictyostelium purpureum
Lineage: Eukaryota; Evosea; Eumycetozoa; Dictyosteliales; Dictyosteliaceae
Exons: 2
Coding region: 28-1341 (437 amino acids)
Source: RefSeq, a predicted model, not a curated record
UUUUAAUAUAUAUAAAUUUAUUAAAAAAUGAGUCAUACAGAACAUGCAGAACAGGCAUUCAAUGAUUUUAUAUCAAAUAUAAAUAAACACAGAUACCCAGAACUAUAUAAUUAUUUAGAAUGCCCAACCGAUGCAUCACCCAGCACAAUAAAAGAACAAUAUAGAAAAUUAUCAUUGGUUUGUCAUCCAGAUAGAGGUGGCUCAAAUGAAAAAAUGAUUCAAAUUAAUGAAGCAUAUAUUAUUUUAUCAGAUAUAGAAAAAAGAAAAUUAUAUGAUAUAUUUGGUUCAUCCUCCCUUACCAAUUGGUUUUCAUUUUAUUCCAGAAUAUCAUCCACACUUAAAGAGUUUUUACCAUCAUUUUUAAAUUCAUCAAUCAGUUAUUUUUUAGAUUUAAAGAAUUUGGCAAUCAAAUAUUCAACUGAUAGUGAUGAUGAUUUUAAAAAAUUAAGUUUUUUAUUAAUACUUGGGUUUCCAUUAUCACAUCACAUUGUUGAAAGUACUAUUUCAAAAUUUUUAAAUAGGGUAGAGGAUAAUAAAGAACAAUCUGGGGGCGAAACAUUUUUUAAGAAUUUUAUAUCAGAAAUUUUAGCCACAGUUGUUGCAUCUCCAUUUGAAAUAAUAGCAUAUUUAAAGUUUACAAAAAGAGUAAGUCUUGGAGAUAAUAGUCAACCUCUAUAUAAAAGUUAUUUUUCAGCAUUAAAAAAUUGGAAAUUGGUUUUAGUUCUUAUUGGUUUUAGAAUCAGUUCAAAUAUUUUGUUUUCUUUUCUUUCAAACUAUUCAAUUUAUUUUGAUGAAAAAUCAAGGCAACAUUACUAUCACUUUGAAGACAGGGUCAGCAGAAAAACUUUUAAUAUUCACAACGAACUAAAUGAAAAAUUAUUAGAAUUAAAUAGAAUUAGUCAAGUAGAGGAAGAAGAGUCUGAAAGUGAAAGCGAAAGUGAAGACGAAAGCCAAAGAGAAAAUCAAAGAGAAAUGGAAAUUCAAAGAAUUACUCAAGAGGUUCAAAAAGGGUAUGAUGAAGAAAGUAUGAAAAUUAAUAGAGAUUAUCUCAAUUGCCGUACUAUAUCAAAAUUAUUAGGAAUUGCUGCCAAUAUUCUCCCAUCAUUGAUUUCAGUUCAUAGAUUAUUCUAUAAAGUUGAAAACCCUUCUAUUCCCUAUUUCUCUCUAUCAUUACUCAAAGCUGCUUCAAUCGAUUCCAUCUCACAUUUUCUUUUCAAAUAUUCUUUGGAAACUAUUCAAAAUAUUUCAAUUUCAGCACAAUAUUCAAUUUUUAAUGCUUUUGAAUAUAUUCGUAAUAUAACAAGUAAUAAUAAUAAUAAUAAUAGUAAUAACACAAAUUAAAUAAAAUUUUUUGGUCAUACAAAACAUAGAAUGGUACCUUGCAUAAUAAUAUAAAGUCCCAAGAUAUUUUUUUUUUUCUUCCAAAAUCAAAAAUAAAUAUCACCCUC